Messenger RNA from Esox lucius (northern pike), 4321 nucleotides. RefSeq names its product membrane-associated ring finger (C3HC4) 8 (gene marchf8). Gene Ontology annotation, biological process: antigen processing and presentation of peptide antigen via MHC class II; protein polyubiquitination; immune response. Bases 482 to 2305 code for a protein of 607 amino acids. Gene Ontology annotation, cellular component: early endosome membrane; late endosome membrane; lysosome. NCBI's taxonomy places the organism in Eukaryota, Metazoa, Chordata, Actinopteri, Esociformes, Esocidae. The record is from RefSeq and is a predicted model, not a curated record. Gene Ontology annotation, molecular function: MHC protein binding; ubiquitin protein ligase activity; zinc ion binding. The transcript is spliced from 9 exons.
AUCCAAUUUUAACGCGGAAGUCGGUGACGCAUAAGCUACUGUACAUUCAGGUGCAGAUGGGCGCUAUGAAAUAAACAAAUCAUAUCAUCGGGGAUUUGAUAAAUUGAUUGCCGCUGAGUACUUUUGCAAAUACUCCAGGUCGUUUGUCUUGCUACAUUGUAACCGCUCCGCCUUACACAUAUAUAGGCUAUAUAUAUAUAUAUAUAUAUAUAUCUUCUUUUCUUUUUAAUCUCCCGGACACACGUAUUUUGAUGGACUAUAGCUGGGAGACUGGAACUGCAAGGAUUGUGUGAAUAUCUGCAUUUCCCAAACGUUCAAGCCUUCAGAAAUAAAUGACAUCAUUCCUACGACACAAAGAAGUCUUAAAAGAGCAGUGCAGGCUGGGAGUAGUGGUUCGGCCCAGCAUGCCUGUUUCCGUGGCAGCAGCACCAAGACAGGAAGUGUGUGUGUGAGCGCGCCCAGACCAGUGGGCUCCGCAGGGAUGAACAUGCCACUGCACCAGAUCUCUGUCAUCCCACGUGAUGUCCCUUCCUCCCGGGUAAGCGGCAGUGGAAAGGCCAAGGACAAGGACAAACAGAAUGAGAAGCCCCUGGGUCAUUCUGCAAGCAGAUCCAGCAAUAUUUCCAAGGCUGGGAGCCCCACCUCGGUCAACACGCCCUGCAGCUUCUCGCGAACGUCAGUCACCCCUUCCAACCAGGACAUCUGCAGCCAUACCAACCCAACCCUGGACCGUGGCUCCCAGAAGCCUUUGCAGACUGCUGUAGUUCUGUUGAACUCCAAUGAUAAGAUCUCUCAGAGUUCUGGAGUGGGCAUCUCCGUGACAACACUCUGCCUGGACGCCGCUCCAUCCUUUAAGCCCCCCAAAGGCCGGGAAUGGCUCUCGUUGUUCCACCCCUCCACCUUAAACGGGACGUUGACGUUUUCUCGCUCCCUGAACGAUGUGGGCCACCGCAUGGACAGUCUCUGUAACGGGCUGCAGUUCAUAGACCGGACGUGUUCUGAAGGAGAUAUAAAACCGGAACCACCAAACAUGGACCGGAUGUCCAAUACGCUCAGUGGCAAAGCAGACCCAUGCCUGACACAGCCCUUAAAGCAUCCUCACUACCCCAUGUGCACACCCACAUGCACACACCCCUACCUCGUCCCCUCUUUCACUAACAAUUAUAAAUACCUCACCCCUGAACAUUGCUUCCAACCUCUUCCUUCCAGCGUCCCUCCACCUCCCAACUCCCAGAUAUACCCACACAGCUCCAACCUCCUCCGCCUCUUCCUCCCUUUCUCUCCCUCCUCUACCUCAGCCAGUCUGCAGUGUUCUGAGCUGGGGAGCUAUGCCUCCCGCCUCCACAUCACCAAAUCCUUCAGUGCUCUGAUGGGGGGCAACGAGCCUCCGUUGGGGGGAGCAGAGGACCUCGUAGGGGAUGACGAGGUGUUUGAGGUCCCCCAGGAUAGGACAGGUGCUGGCACGGUGUCUGGAGCCCCAGGAGAAGGUUCCGGUAGCUGGGUGGCGGACUUGUUUGAGUCAGCCCCACUUUGCUACAUGGAGGAAGACAGCGAUUUAGACCAUUUUUCAUUUCUGGAUCGGUGCUCAUCACCCGCCUACUCGGAGAAAACCGGCCCGGUCACUCCGGGCCCACUCUCACCCUAUUCACUUUCUGGAGACUGCUGCAGGAUCUGCCACUGUGAGGGAGACGAUGAGAGCCCUCUGAUCACCCCGUGCCACUGCACAGGCAGCCUGCGCUUUGUCCACCAGGGUUGCCUGCAGCAGUGGAUCAAGUCCUCGGACACACGAUGCUGUGAGCUCUGCAAGUACGAGUUCAUCAUGCAGACCAAGCUCAAACCCCUUCGCAAGUGGGAGAAGCUCCAGAUGACGUCUAGCGAGAGGAGGAAGAUACUGUGUUCUGUGACCUUCCACGUCAUAGCCAUAACCUGCGUGGUGUGGUCCCUCUACGUCCUGAUCGACCGCACGGCAGACGAGAUCAAAGCAGCCGGAAGGAUCCCAGGUAUCCUGGAGUGGCCGUUCUGGACCAAGCUGGUAGUGGUGGCCAUCGGCUUCACGGGCGGUCUGGUCUUCAUGUACGUCCAGUGUAAAGUCUACAUCCAGCUGUGGCGGAGGCUGAAGGCCUACAACCGGGUGAUCUACGUACAGAACCGCCCUGAGACGUGUAAAAAGCAGGCGUUAGAGAAACCUCCCCUAAUGGAGCCCAGUGUAGAACACAAGGAGGCUCUGGCUCCGACCCAGUCAGACACAAACUCCUCACAGUACACAGAAACAGAGGACUACUGCAUGGACGUUCUCCAUGUCUGAGCAACACACACACUUACACACACAUCAUGUCUAACCAACGUAUAUACACACAGACACACACAUACGAGAGGAGAGAGUGAAACACACAAACAAUACUGUUAAACCGGGGUUCUACUCAGUGCUGUUAGUGGACCCCCCCUGACCACGCGGCCCCCUCAGUCUGACACAGGACAAGAGUAUGGUGAAGUAUGGACCAACAUACCCUGAGACAGCCCCCGCCCACACACCUCUCCCAGGACUGAACCCAUCUACACACACAGCUUGGACAUUUGGCUCCUUGGACGUUAUUGGAAUGAAACAAUGUGUUCCCAACCGGAAAAUCUGGGUGUUUUUCAUUUUAUUUACAUUCUUAUAAAAGAACUGAAAAUGUUUCCUGUAAUGGGAGCGUUUAUUUUUAGGCUUUGGGGUUGUUCUGAGAAGAGUUUUACUCUGGUUCCUUGAACGUUUUCCGGGAGGGAUUGGGCAGGCUGGAACACACAACACACACAUCAUCUGGGGAAACAGGACAAAGACAGAUGAACUCGCUUGGUUCCAGAUGUAACAGUGUUUUUGUUGCGUUUUUUUGUUUGUUGCUUUGUUUGUUUGUUAGCUGGUUUGUUUGGUUAACUUGUUUUACUUCCUGUGAGUUGUGGGCUAAGUCAUCAUGCAACAGUGUGAAGCGCCGUCGGAUCUUUGGAACGUUCUAGAACAUUCUGGAGCAUUGAAUAUUCCAACUACUGCCACUAUACUGCUGUCGUCUUCUCACCCACAUCUUUUGGAUCUGUUCUGGUUUGGAGCGGUUGGUUUAAACCGAAUCUGACUGGAUUGGACCGGAUCUGACCAUGCAUUGAAGCACUUUUUAGUUUCCACCAACACCCUUCUUGACCCUCUUUAAUAUGAAACUUUUAUAUGGUAUAACCCAGCAAACAGGGGAUGUCCUAAGGACAAUAAGUGACAUUCCCAUUAAGACCUUUUUAAGUUUUGGUGAAAACAUUAGGAAUAUAAAAACAUGAUGUUAACAUCUGGAUCAUAAGGGGACAUCUGUAACGUCCCUGUUUGAUUGCUGUCUUAUAUAACAAAGGACAUCCAGUAGGGAAGAUUCAAAACAGAUUCCCAUUUGUCUUGAUAACGGGGGGACAGAAUCUCCCCCGGAUCAUCAAAUGACAUCCUGAUGACUUUAGGCAACCAUUUUAUGACAUUGCUGGGGACUGAAGUUUGUUUGCCAGGACCUGUGAAAUUAUAGAAACAAACAGGAAUAUUUGUCUCUUGUUUCACAUUUCUGUUCCACACACACAAAUGCCCUCUUUAGAUUACAAGAAAAGGACUAGAAAAAGGCAAUGAAUGAUGAUUGGGCAGUGGAAUUCUGACAAAAUUAUAAUUCCACUUCAUAACAACAAUAACGCAAACAGCAAUGCAUUUGGCCUGCUGCUUACUCAAGCCCUGUGGUUUUUUAUAUUGUAUUUGGUUUGGGUUGAUACAACAUUGAUACAAAAUAAAAUAAAAUACAAUGUUGAGAUACCCACUGGAUCCAACCGUCCAAUUCACAUUGCCUUGUUAAAUCAUAGGAAUUCUCUGAAGGCUCUGAGAAGAAUGUUUAAAAAAAAAAAACAUUUUCUACCAACCAUUCAGUCACAGGAAAUUGCUAGAUAAUCUCCCAUGUCAGUCAGCAUCAUGAGUUGGCCUUUGCAAAAUAAACCAAUCGGUCGUGUUUUUUCUAUUGUGCGAAUGAUACAGUACUUAUGGUAUUCCAUGUGCAGUUUUUAAUAAUAAUAAUAGUAAUAAUCUGCUGUUAUUUCUGUUUGUGUAGUCAUGGGGUCUCUGAUGCCUUUGGGAAGCUGCAGCCUGCUAUAUUUAGACUGAUCCUGUUCUCCCCAGGCAAUGUACAGUGGGCCUAUUGACUUCUCUGAUCGCACCGAUAAUAACGCAGAUGGGAUUAUUAAAAUCCUCAUUUACAAAAGAUUACACUCAUGUGAGCCCAGGCUGUUUUUCCCCUUACAAUAAUGUGGAAGUGUGGGGGAGACAUACAGGGGUUGGGAA